AGCAUGGUGACCGACGUUCCGCUAUCGUUCGCCGGACCGCGACGCCGAAUACUGCGCACGGUGCUCGUCUGCUCUUCCUUUCUCAUCUUCUGCUCCUUCGCCUUCUCGUCGACGGCAGCGUCUUCACAGAUACAGAUUGACGAGUCCGUGCCAGUGGAGGAGGCGACGGUGGUGCUGGCCGAGGUGGCGCGCCUGCCCUGCUCGCUGGAGCCGCCCGACGCCGACGAUCAAGUGGCACUCGUCAUCUGGUUCAAGGACGACAACGCCUCCCCCAUCUACAGGUACAGAGUUCUGGCGUGCACAAUACUAGUGGCAAAAUGA
Messenger RNA from Schistocerca cancellata (South American locust), 321 nucleotides. RefSeq lists its product as uncharacterized. The transcript is spliced from 2 exons. Lineage: Eukaryota; Metazoa; Arthropoda; Insecta; Orthoptera; Acrididae. Bases 4 to 321 code for a protein of 105 amino acids. The record is from RefSeq and is a predicted model, not a curated record.